Soboliphyme baturini is the source of this 267-nucleotide messenger RNA. The record is from the annotation of a GenBank genome assembly. Lineage: Eukaryota; Metazoa; Nematoda; Enoplea; Dioctophymatida; Soboliphymatidae.
AUGCUUUCAAACUUGGGCGAUGUGGUCGAAAGACUGCAGACAGAGAAACGGGAUCUUUCUUCAAUGCUGCUCAGGUUUAAGAACGGCCGGAGGUCAAAAUCUGGUGAACGUCGCAGCGGCGGGCUCAACUGUCGAAAUUCGAAAACACCGUUUAGGGCCCCGACGGCCAUUUUCAGCCCCGUGGUGAACAACCGACAACCGUUACCGGUUCGACCGGAAACGCUGUGCUGUGACUUGUUUGCAGCGGCCGUAAGCGAUCGACGCUAA